Molecule: messenger RNA, 906 nt
Organism: Panicum virgatum (switchgrass)
Lineage: Eukaryota; Viridiplantae; Streptophyta; Magnoliopsida; Poales; Poaceae
Product: shikimate kinase 2, chloroplastic-like
Exons: 9
Coding region: 1-906 (301 amino acids)
Cellular component (GO): chloroplast
Molecular function (GO): shikimate kinase activity
Source: RefSeq, a predicted model, not a curated record
AUGGCGAUGCCGUCACGCGCGCCUCGCGUCGGUGCCGGGGCCGCCGGCGGGCGCCGAAGCGCGUUCCUCGGCCGCGAGAAGCAGGCCCGGGUGAGGAGCCUGCGGGUUGGAGCUGGAAGUGCCGGAGCGGCGGCCGUCGCUGUGCGGGCUCGCGGGACCAACCCCGUCGCCCCGCUGCGCUGCGUCAGGGCAUCUCGAGGCAGUGAGAGCUUGCAUAACUCAGUUGACGAGGACCUCUUGUUAAAGGUGAACAAAGUCCUAAGGAAAUCCGAAGAAGUUAUGUUCCAAUUGAAUGGACGGUGCAUUUACCUAGUGGGAAUGAUGAGCACGGUGGGAAAGAUAUUGGCUGAAGUUCUGGGCUAUUCAUUCUUUCACAGUGAUAAGUUGGUAGAACAAGCAGUUGGCAUGCCUUCCGUUGCUCAAAUAUUUAAGGUUCAUAGUGAAACGUUUUUCAGAGAGAAUGAGAGUAAUGUCUUGAGGGAUUUGUCCUCAAUGCAGCGAUUAGUUGUUGCAACUGGAGGUGGUGCUGUUAUUAGGCCAAUCAACUGGAAUUACAUGAAGAAAGGUCUAUCUGUUUGGUUGGAUGUACCUUUGGACGCACUUGCAAAACGUAUAGCUCAAGUGGGGACUGCUUCUCGUCCUCUCCUAGAUCAACCUUCUGACGAUCCAUACACAGCAGCUUUCACGAAACUGAGCAUGCUUGCGGAGCAAAGAGGUGAGGCUUAUGCGAACGCCGAUGCAAGAGUGUCUCUUGAAGAGAUCGCAGCUAAGCAGGGCCACGGUGAUGUUUCUAAGCUGACACCGACUGAUAUCGCCAUCGAGGCGCUACUCCAGGGUGGAAACUUUGUCAAUGAACAUCCCACAAUCCAUAGCCAAGUGGGCGACUUGCAAGUUGAUUUCACAUAG